UUUUACAAGAUAUUACAUACAGAUGAACAAUUUUAACAAUCUAUUGGAAAACAGAAAUAAACCGACAAGUAGAUAUUGAAAAUAUUAUAAAUUUUGAUAUUUUCAAUAAGUACCUCCAUGAUUUUUACGAUCUCCGUGUCAGGUGCAUUAAAACAAUCAGCAUUCGUCAAUGAGUAAUGCGUCUGCUGAAGCCGUGCGGGUUAACAUGUGCGACGGCGAAGCGCCGCACGAUCGGGUAGUAGUAGGAGGCCGCGACCGUGGCGGUGCAACGUGGUGGUGAUCCGUUCCGACGGCCGUCGCGACGGUCAGGGCUGCCGAGAGUGAAAAUCGGCGGCGGCGACGGGCGCGGCGCUUGCGUCGCACGCGGAAACCGAAAGUGAAAAGCGAAAAGCCCACCCCACUCCUUCCCCUACCUUUCGCUUUCGGCCGGUGCCGUCCCCUCCAGACCACUUUCCCCGGCGGUGCGUGCAUCGUUGCAGUAGGCUGCCGAGUGAGCCGCUUACAAGACGUGACCGCUAACGUAUUUGCGAGGCAAGGUCAACAGCAUCCACACACACACACACACACUGCGUCUCCGGCGUUCUGGACGGCGAACAUUCGUGCGGAGUAAAACUGUUCGUUGCAACCCUGAAACGAAGGGAUAUUUUGGCACCAGGUCGCCGCUGGCGCGACGCCACCAGUGACGUUAUGGCACCGCGACGCCAUCUCGGACAAGUUCAAGGCCUGUUGGGAAUCGAUGGGCUGGAGGACGCGAACGUGACCCGGUGCUGCGUGCCCACCGGGGACUGUCUGCGCGUCCAGCAACAGCUAAGCCCCAACAACAACGACCCCAUGCUCAUCUCCCUGGACGACCUGCGGGACACGGUCCGCGUGACCUGCAACAACGAACUGUGCACCGCCGGCCGGUACAUGCACCGCGAGUGCUUCGAUCAGUGGGAACAGACCGUACUGGCCUAUCUGAAGACCUGCGGCAGGGCCAGGUCCUGGAGCGAGCGUCAACGACACCAGAACCUCUGGACGAAGAAGGGCUACGAUCUCGCCUACAAGGCGUGCGGCUGCCGGUGCGGCCGCGGCCACCUGAAGAAGGACCUGGACUGGAUGCCGCCGCCGCCCACGAGCCACAUCUUUGGGCGCAUCGAGGAGAUCGACGCCGGCAAGAAGAAGAAACGCAACAGGAACAGGAACCCGAAGCCGACGCUGGCCGUCUCCGCCAAUCACUCAGUCGGGAUGAUUGGAGAGGCGCCGCCGACGCGUGGCAGGGCUGGAAGUCUGUCGUCGAGCACCGGGUCAUCGUCGCCGCCGGCUUCAGGCAGCGAGACCAGCAUCUCGCCUGUUCAUGCUCAUUCCAAGAAGAAGUCCAAGAUCGAGAUCGCAGAUAGAAUCAGGGUCGGAGGUGGUGCCAAUGGUAUUUUCACUCGCCGAUUGGAUUUCAGCUCGUUCAACGCGCUGCCGAAGAACAAACUUAAUUCUUAUCAAAUUAAGACUGAAGAUGAAGGUAAUCACGGAAACGACGAUACUCGUUGCUUCAUCUUAUCCACAUUGGCAUCACAAGGGCGUUCCAAGGUACACUGCGUCUUGUGCGAAGAUCAGUUGCUCGUUUUCGACAGAUAUCCUCUUGUUGAUGGCACUUUCUUCCUUAGCCCUCGUCAACAUGCCAAGAGCUGCAUUGAGGUGAAAGUGGAGGGUCGCACCCAGUUCUUGACGGUCGUUUGCAUGGGUUGUCUGGAGGGUGUGACUGGUCGCGGCAUUGUGUGCCGUUACUGCAACCAAAAAUGGGACGGCUCGUCUCUGGUUCUCGGUACCAUGUACUCUUAUGACAUUUUCGCCGCCAUGCCCUGCUGCACCGAAAGAAUUAAGUGCAACUCAUGUUACAAGCCGGUCCUGCAUCCGGCCCAGCGCCUGAACUUCUUCAGCGACUACAGUCACAUGGUGCCGUGUCCGCACUGUCGCACUCUAGACACGCACUUCGUCAAGCCCUUGGGCUUCUGCUACACCCGCCAGACUGCACCGCGAACACUCCAAAUGUGGCCAUAGCUAACGGCCCCCGGAGCCGUAGCCAAAGCGCCUCCCACGCCCCCUACGCCCCCCGAUCCAGAUCCCAUGGAUUUGGAUCUUGGGCUUUUGUGGCGCGAACUGGCCGGUCUCCGUCUCGACGAGUUUUGUCGCCUGCAGCUGACUAGGGCGCGGUAGAUCUGAUUCGCCCCGGGGCGCAACUAGUUUUCUUUGUUAUGUUGUUGCAUUUUUUAUGUGGGGGACGCGCGGGGGGCGGUUGCCAGUGUGACACAAAUUUGACGGCUUCCAGCCCUAGCUGAGGAACCGCCUCACGCGUGAGCGACCCGCGUAAAAUCAGUUAUGUUAUUAGUUUAUUAUUAUUACAAUUAUAUGUUUGUUAGUUUUUAGUGAAUUUAUUCAUCUUAAGUCGAAAAUGAAUGACAAUUGUGAUUAUAUCGUUAACUCUAAGUUUUAUUCGAAUUCUGUUUGCGCGAAGGUUAAAUAAUCCUUCAGUAACCAAACUUUUACUAGUUAAUUAUGUGUUACAGAUCGUCAACUUGUGAUAAUCAAAUAUAAUUCCAAGUAAAAUUUGAACAGUACUUUGAUCUGACUGUAACAAUUUUACUUAUAAACUCCAUCAACUGUCUAACUAAAACUAAAAAGAAAUCACCUUCGCGCCCUUAGCUAGAUUUUAGAUUAGUCGUGCACCUGCGUUAGUUCUUGUUCUUUAUUUUAAUUAUCAUAUCCUUUAUUGUUUCAUCAUCGAUCCACGCGAUCGUCUUACUUAAAUAUUUGUAAUACAUUACAGUACUAUAGUAAUAACUUUGCUGUGUCCCAAUAAUUAGUGAUAGGUGUGAGAGACGUCCCUGCGGGUCCCAAGGAAGUGUUCUUUUAUGGGAGGCGAGGGACGCGGCGUGUUUGGGGUUUUAAUAAAACAAACAGAAUAAAAAAUAGCGUGAGACAAGUGAGAAGUGCAUGCCUGUGUCCUGUUAAUCGUUAUCGAUGUCUAUGUGAUGGGUUUCAGGGACAGUCGGUCUCCCUGCGAGUAGCACACUGCCACAAUCAUCCCUUAUAGAGGUGGGUUCAUGUAUGUGUUUCGUGACAAUUAUUUUAAUCUUGAUAUCAUAUUAAAACUUUUUUACUUUGUUUACUUUAUUUGAAUUAUUUUAAUAUUUUAUAUCAAGAUUUUUUUUUAAAUGAAACGAAUUACAUAACGGAUAAUUUUAAUAAUAUUACUCCAUUCAUUUUUAUUUAUAUGAAAUAUACACUUUUAGUAGAUUUUUUCUCAUUAUCAUUUAAAUUUACUUAUUUAUUUAAAUUUAAAUAUGCAUUAAAUGUUUCAUCAAUCAUAAAUUGUAUUAUUAAAUACAAACAAAUAUCUGAUAGCAGUGGUGAAGAUGAAUAAUUGUUACAACCCCUUCUAUAUCCUGAUGCUGCACAAAGUAGCCUUUUCCGAAACGGACGUACAAAGUACUCAGCCGCUCAGAUUAUCCGCAAAUACCUCAGAACUAAUUUAAAUACAAUUGAAAUAGAAGACGAUGAAUGUGGCGGAUCUAGGAAAUUGCUUCAAGUACAAACCGUUCGUUACUUUUGCAAAUUUUAUAUAAUAAAUAAUACAUAUAAUCAAUUGUUGAGGGUAAAAUAAUUCCUAUCUCCGUUUAGCCAAAGCUUCUGUUGUUUUUCUUGAAUAAGGAUUUGACAGCGCCGAAUGCGGUGCAAGUUUUGGACCAAAUUCGUCGCGUCACUAUCCACUACACAUCGACCGACUUGAUUUGUUGCGCGUGUGAGAGCGAGCUUCUGUGCCGUAGUUUAGAUUAGUACUAGUGUAGCUUUAGAAAGGUAGAACUGCAUGCCCAACCCGCUUAGCUGGCUCUGAAAUGACUAUAGUGAGUAGGAACUUCCGCUUCUUCUUGUUAUCGAGGCCUAAGACACGGUCUAAUAAUCUACCAGUUUUUUUACGUGAAAUCGUUCUUAAUGUUACUAUUACUAGUGCGGUGGACAAGCAACUCCAAACUUCGGACGGACUGUGAGUAUUCUAGUCUAAAUCAAGCAUUUGGUUCUAGAACACCGUCUUCUUGAUCGUGUGCAUCCCACGUUUAUAGUCAAAUGAUUUAGGCAAAAUGCUUAAACUAGCUAAGAAAUGAGGAUCAUCCAUUUCAUCUGUCAUCUGUAAAAUAUUAAACCAUAACACUUACACUUUAACGUAAUAUACAACUAGGUGAUGCAUGUUUUAUUGUGAUUUGGAGUAAGUACUGAUCCACUAUUGGGUCAUUAGACUUUCGAUCUGUUUAAUCAAGCCCAAAUUUUGUUAAUCAUACUCGGUUGUUUUGUGUCAAACACUCAAUCGUUAAUCCACCGACUGCGCCAGAUUUGAGAUAACAAAAAUUGGGGUUCAUUCCACGGAUAUAAAAUGACUCAUUUUGAUUAUUAUCUUUUUGACAGUCGUUACAGCGACUUAAAAUUUGUACAUAACGUAUUCGAUUUCGAAAAAAAAUAAUUAGUUUUUUUAUUAAUUGGUAUUACAAUAAUAUAUGUCGAUUAAUCGUAAGUCUAGUGCGUAGUGAUUUUUUAUAUAAAUUUAAAAAUACGAAUUAUAGGUGUAAUCGUUGAAGAGGCGCGGCACCCCAAGCUGGUGCGAGGACCAAAUCGGUGGCUGCCAGAGCUCGACUCAUUUGUCUGGUUUCGGGCUUAUUAAAAACGAGAAGUCAAACAAUAUGCCAGAACAAAAUCGUUCGGAGGUCCGGUGUCCUCUCUAAUCGUUGCGGCUCGGCCUACACUGAUUAAACCUCACUGAAUGAACUCACUCAAAUAUCACGAAUUCUAUCUAAUUCUUAUCACUGCCAUAAAAUACCUCUGAAAAUUUAUUUAAUAAACCAAAUAUGAAGGUCUGAAAAUAAUAUUUUUGAUAUUUUAUCUAAAUCGAAACAGAAGAAUACUCCAUUAAAUAUUGUCAUGCCAAUUUGAAAAUGUGUCAAAUAUUCACCAUCAAUAUUCAAGACAACAGUCAUUUUUGAUAACUUACUUUUCAAAUAUUAAGUAGUUGACUAUUUUUCAUUUAAUUGAAAAUGUGAUACUACUAUUAAAAUAUUUCUUCAAUAAAAAUCGUUGGAAAAACUGAACGUAGAUCAAAAUAGAGUAGGGAUAUACAAUGAAUUUUGGCCGGGCCGCUGUUAUUCACUUGAUAAGGCUGUCGAUGCACAAUACACGGAGGCGCAAUCAGGGUAAGGGUCGUACCAUAGAGCACCACUAUAUGUAAACUUAGUAGUGUAGCUUGGCUGCAAGUAGAUAAUGAUAUGUAUCUGUGUGUGUUUCGCUUAUGUCUUUUAGCCUAACUUUUUGAGUCCUCCAGCCACCAACCAUGAGAACAACCCGUCGAGGUUAAUUACCUUAUUACCCAAAAUUUUUGGUCCGGUUCGCGGUAACUGGUGAUGUCUCGACAUUGCUGUAAACUAGUGUUUACGAAUUGGCUUAAAAAAACGUAAUGUGAGAAAUUGACAUUUUGUGAUACUAUAUUUUUAUACGAGAAUCGUGGUAGCGUUUAUUAUUAUUAUAUUGGUACCGCUAAAUUUUUUAUAUUGUUGUUUUCAAUUGGCUCAAAAUUUUACGAUAUGAUAAGACGGGGCGGUUCCGUUUAAAAAUGUGUGAUUCAAUCGUAUUUGAUAAGGAACUCAUGAGUGAUAAUUUUUUUAUAAAAAAUCGUAAAAAUCCGCAAAAAAAUUGAAAUUGGACCGUAAGGAUUCUAUGUUUUUAUACUAAAAUUAUUGUAAAUUGUAUAACGAUUUAAAAAGUAGACUUUUAAGACUUAAAUAGGAUUUAGGUGUCGUUUGUGUUGUUCGUUGCUCAUGGUUGUGUGGUGGUUCCCCUGCUUUUGCGUUGACGGGUUGCAAUACGUGCAGUUUCACAUAAAAUAAAGCAACAUCCACGAAGUCCCAUUGUCACAAUAAAACCAUAUAAUUCAUAGCCUCUAUAUAUUGUACAUUUUUAAAACUCAGGUCAAUGCUUAUAGAGUGAGGCAUUUUUCAAGUUUAUGAUGAUUAUAAUAUGUAAGAUUUUAACAGAUAACUGGUUUUAGAACUGACAUCGGAUAGAGGGAAAAUUGUCUCUGAUUAUAAUCUGGUCGUUGGUACAUCAAUAAAUUUGCAAACAUUCAAACACCCAAAUGUAUUUUUAUUAAUAUUACCAUAAUAAUAUUUUGAAUUUUCUUGAACACUUUUCGCUUGCAUAUUAAAGGUUUUAUGACAAGCAAACUUUUACAAAAUAAACAUAUACUUUCUUUUAAAUUAACACAUUACGAGAUAUGUAUCUGCCAACGACCCCCAGUGAAAAACCUGUCGUGUCGCGACCCAACCUUUCUCCUAUCGAAGUACAAAUUUUUCAUAUUAACACUUUUAACAUAAUUAUUAAUUAUUAUUCAUUAACAGAUAACCAAUUGUUUCGGUGUCGUAGAUUUUCUCAUAGUGAGGCCGCGUAAUUUUAGCGGUCACAUAUGUAUAACCGCCGCUAGAAUGCUCCCUCGCUGUUUUUCAAUUACACAUAAUUAUUAUUAUUGGAAAGUGUUGAGCGUUGAGAAGGUAGUUUAUGUAUGUUUAUAGUGUACUGUAGUAGCGGGCGGUGGAUUUGGCAGGGCCGGGAGUCGACGCUCUGCAUUGCCGCCCCUUGGCCUUAGUUAGGGGCGGCACUACUUUAGCAGAGCGCGACCGAAGCUUAUUGUUAUCGAUAUGUUGAAGCUGCGGUCCCCAAAGCUCGAUCGAAGUCGACCAAGUCCUCUUCGGGGAGCUUUGGGAACGGUUGCAAGGGACUAAAAGUCCGCGAACGUUACAAAUCAACUAGUGAUUACUGAUUGAGUACAAAAUGCUGCCAUUUCUCGCCGCGCCGGUUUUAUUAUCAUUAUUAUUAUUAUUGAUAAUGUAAUUCUUCAGAGUUUAGCAUGAGCAAUAUCAUCAGAGGUUUUUAUUAUCAUUUUGUUUUCGGUAAUGGUUCCAUCGAUAUUCCAUUGUAUGUUAUCCAAUGUUUAGACAAUAAAACAUGUUUCAAUAAAACAAUCGAUGCAUCAAACCAAGUCUCCAAUCUUAGUAGGCAAUUAACUUAUUAAUUAUUAUUGGUAUGUGCAUACGUAUAUAUUAGCAAUAAAUUACUGAUUUGUUUGUUGUUUUUCGUCGUGGAAUAUCGUUGCCAUUCCUUUUAAUAAAAAAAUGAAUGUUAAGUUGAAUAUGGAGGUGAGCAUUUCCGUAGGUUUUCUUAAGCAAUGUGUGCCAUACCUGGAAAGGAUUCCCAUGCCAAAUAUACUGUAUGAAUCUGACGGAGAUUCUCACAUCCUUGUUGAAUACCAACAAAUUUACAAACAAUAAAAACAAGUAUGUAUUUAUUAAACACUACUAGAGUACCUAUGAUGUCGCUGGAGAAGCAUGCAAUUGUCAGGAUCCUUCAGUAUAUUGUAAAUUAUCUAUUUGUAACAUUAGGCUAACAAUAAAAUUGUAGCUGACUAAGUCGGUAUAAUGUCACGGAGUGUAAAGCUUUAGAAUGUACAAAAGUUAUUUAUUUUUCGUUAUUGUUUUAUUGAAAAAAUAUUUAGGUUAAGACGGUUAAAAAUUUUUCUUCCUGGUGUCAUACCGAUCUACCCAGCAUAGAGUAUGUGGAAAUGUUUUUUAUAUGCGUGAAAAUUUGAUAUCAAUAUAAUAUAUGACAUAAAAUGAUCGAGCUUUUGACGGCUUUUUAUAUAAAUGUAAUACAAUGGGAUUACAAAUUUUUAAGACGUAAUUAAUAUAACCAUUGUCUAUA
Messenger RNA from Aethina tumida (small hive beetle), 7770 nucleotides. RefSeq names its product headcase protein (gene heca). Bases 688 to 2034 code for a protein of 448 amino acids. Lineage: Eukaryota; Metazoa; Arthropoda; Insecta; Coleoptera; Nitidulidae. The transcript has 5 exons. The record is from RefSeq and is a predicted model, not a curated record.